AUGACUUGGUUGGUCGUCCUACUACUCCUCCUUGGACGGACAAAAGCCCAGUUCCACUUUCCAAAUAUCUCUGAUCGAAGUGAACCUGACCUGGAAGAAAGCUUGCUCCAGCUUCUUGUAAACCUGCAAAAGGAGGAGUUCUUUGAUACCCUGCUUAUCUAUGGAGAAGAUUGUGUUUUUCAUUCCAUAUCCAAACAUUUGGAGGUGUCCACGGUGCUCAUCUCUAUGGGUAGUACGCCCUACGAUUGGGAUUUUAGCAGCCUGACCAUGAUCCUAAGCUGUUACUCCGAGGCUGAGAAGGAAUACACUAAUCGUACACUAAUGAAACUGCAAAGGAACAGGAGACUGAUCUACAUUCAGAAGGAUAUCCAUCCAGAGUCAGUGUGUUAUAGCUAUUCCCUAAAGGAGCAAUAUAACAUAGCAAUGGUGAGGGAGGAUUUUAAGGAUUCUCAAGUCAUCUACGCCUGUCGCUUCUUUCUGGACUCCAAGUUUGAAGAAAUAAAUUUAGCAGAAAGUCGACCAAUCUAUAUGGAAACCUUUCGAAAUAUGCACCGAAAACCUAUAAAAGUCAAGGCAGAUCUUUUAGCGCCUCGAUCUAUGCUUUAUGUGGACAAAAACACUGGUGAAACAAAGUUAACCGGUUACAUGGCCAAUUUGAUUAGCAAUUUUGCCGAAAGGCUGAACGCCACCUUGGAUGUGGAACCCAAGGAAAAUAAAUCCAACUUUCAUGAAAUACUGGAGAAAGUUAUCUCCGAUCAGCUGGACAUGGGAAUCACUAUGCAUACAACCUUGCACAAUGCACCACUUGAUACGGCCAGCUAUCCAUUUAUGCUGACUACUUACUGCCUGAUGCUCCAGAUUCCAUCCAAGUUGCCCUACAAUAAGGUAUAUGAGAUGAUAGUGGAUCCCCUGGUACUCGGCAUCACACUCGUCCUAUUCUGUAUACUUUCGGUGCUUUUGAUAUAUGGUCGUAAGAGGUCGUGGCAUGAUCUAAGCCUGGCCAACGUUUUGCUAAAUGAUGUCAGCCUACGUGGCCUCUUGGGACAAUCGUUUCCGUUUCCCCUCAACUCAAAUGGACACCUGAAGCUGGUCUUUAUUAUACUAUGCUUCGCUAGUGUCUUGAUGACCACCAUGUAUGAUGCCUACCUGCAGUCCUUCUUCACGAAUCCCCCUUCAGGACCUCAUAUCCGGACCUACCAGGAUUUCAGCAGGUUUCGUCAAAAGCUUGCAAUCACCGGAAUCGAAGUUGAGAUAUUGAACAAAAUUAAUAAUUCCAAGUUUCGUGAGAUGAAGAGGGAUGAUCUGGUUGUCUUUGAUGACUGGGAGGAAUGCAUUAGAUUGCGUGACUCUUUUAAUCUUAAUUAUAGUUACAUAGUGACGGGUGAUCGAUGGAGUUCUAUUGCGGAGCACCAGAAGAUCUUCAAGCAGCCGCUUUUCUACUUUUCCAAUGACCUCUGCUUCACCCGCCUGCUCUACAUGUCGAUUCCUCUAAGGCGACACCUGCCCUACCGCCAUCUCUUUGAAGACCACAUCCUCCGGCAGAAUGAGUUUGGAUUGGUCCAUUACUGGCGAGGUCACAGCUUCUUUGACAUGGUUAGACUGGGCAUAACGCCCCUCGAGGAUUUGAGUCAUCCAAAGGCCUAUGAGAAGAGCAUAAUAAUGGAAGAUGUCUCACGAAUACUGCAGUUCUACUUAUGUGGCAUGGUCUUUAGCAUUUUCUGCUUUCUCUUGGAACUGGGAGUGGCGAGGUGGAAGCGCAGGCGGGGAACGAGUGUGUAA
Drosophila serrata is the source of this 1779-nucleotide messenger RNA. RefSeq lists its product as uncharacterized. NCBI's taxonomy places the organism in Eukaryota, Metazoa, Arthropoda, Insecta, Diptera, Drosophilidae. The record is from RefSeq and is a predicted model, not a curated record.